AUGAGGAGAUAUUUGGUGAUAAAAAGAAUUCCCUGGCCGUGGUUGAGGAGAGAUACGACACAAAAUGAGUCUAGUCCACUCAUACCAAAGGCAGGAUCUGCAAAAGAGGAUGCUGAGGAGCUCGGCCAUGUCACCACUGACUUUCAAGCAGGGACAAACAAUGGACAGCACCAAGACAAUCCCGCAUUUACAAGGAUCCAACCCCGCUACAGAUAUUCCUUAAUGGACUAUUUGCUAAAAUACUUCCUGUUCCUAUGCAAUCUGUUGUUCACUGUUCUGGGUUUGGUGAUCCUUGGUCUGGGGAUGUGGGGCCUCAUCAGCAAAGAAUCAUUUGCGCAGGAGAAGAUUGGUGGUCUCGGCACUGACCCAAUGCUGAUACUUGUGACUCUGGGCCUUCUUCUCACUAUGCUCUGCCUGUCGGGCUGUGUCGGUGCUAUAAGAGAGAACUGCUGCUUACUGAAGCUGUUCUCCGCCAUAGUGCUGGUGCUCAUUACAGUUCAGGUACUGUUUGCCAUUUUGGCAUAUAGCAUGCAAGAUCAGAUUGGAGGCUACCUACGGUCAGGGAUGUUAGCUGCCAUGGCGGGUUACCAAGACGAUCUGGAUCUGAGGUUCAUCACAGACGAGAUUCAGUCAAAUCUGCAGUGCUGUGGGGCAGAUAACUACCGCGACUGGGAGAUCAACAUAUAUUACAACUGCUCAGCUCCGGGAGUGCUGGCCUGUGGCGUCCCUGCAACAUGCUGUGUGGACCCUUUGGAGAAUGGAACAGUUUGGAACUCUCAGUGUGGCGUAGGAGCCCAGCUGUUGGAUGAGUUUACUGCUCAGAGUGUGAUCUUCCUGGGAGGAUGUCUGGGGGGAAUCUCUCGCUGGAUAGAGCUGCACGAGGGCCUGAUCGGGAUAGUUGCAGUUGUUGUAGUUGGAGUCCAGAUCGUGGCUCUGUUCAUCACUACGCGACUUCUGGAAAGUAUCCAGUGGCAUAAAGUUUACGUAUAGCAUGGAGUGAUGAAUACAACAUUAAUGAGUCCUGA
Stegastes partitus (bicolor damselfish) is the source of this 1025-nucleotide messenger RNA. RefSeq names its product tetraspanin 10 (gene tspan10). The record is from RefSeq and is a predicted model, not a curated record. Gene Ontology annotation, cellular component: plasma membrane. NCBI's taxonomy places the organism in Eukaryota, Metazoa, Chordata, Actinopteri, Pomacentridae. The transcript is spliced from 3 exons. Bases 1 to 990 code for a protein of 329 amino acids.